AUGUUCGCUGCAGCCACGAAGAACUUUGUGAAGCAGGUCGGGGACACCGGGAGGUUGAUCCCCGUCCCGAGCCUGAGCGAGGCCGACCGUUACCAGCCCCUCAGCCUGGUCACCAGGAAGAGGAAGAGGCACUUCUGGAAGAAGAACAAGUACGCCUCGACCCCCUUCUCCCUGAAGGACAUCCUGGUCGGGGAGAAAGAGUGUGCAACAGGAGUGUCUUCUUAUCAGCUCCUCAACUACGAGGACAAAUCUGACGUCGCCCUCACCGGCCGUUUGGGGAACCACCUGAUCAACGACGUGGGCUUCAACAUCAGCGGGUCGGACUCUGUGGCCGUCAAAGCCUCCUUUGGCAUCGUGACCAAGCACGAGCUGGAGGUGCCCACCUUACUGCGAGAGCUAAACUCCAGGAAAGUGGACCUGGACCACUGCCUGGUCCGUCAGUCCAAGGAGAGCGGCCGGACGGUGCUCUGUGUGGUCGAGGAGAGCAUCCGCACGACACGCCAGUGCUCCCUGACCGUCCACGCUGGCGUGAGAGGCACCACCAUGAGGUUUCAGAUCGACGACAGCAGGAAUCCUAAAGGCCGAGACAAGGCCAUCGUCAUCCCGGCUCACACCACCAUCGCCUUCAGCAUCUGCCAGCUGUUUGUCCGACUGGACGGCCGGCUCGAUAUCUGUGUCGCGCGGGAGUCUCAAGGCGGGUUUGAGAGGGAGCAGAUCCGGGAGCAGCUCGAAAACCAAACAUUCGAGGAGCUCACCUACUCCGACACGUACAUGGACGACAUGGUCACCGACUACUACGAGAAGGCCGCCAGCAUGACGGACGUGUCCACCGCCUACCUGAGAGAGAGCUCCCACACGCGAGUCAACCUCCUCAAACACAACAUACCCAAGGGACCCUGCGCGCUCUGUGGCAUGGGCACCCAAAGGCGGGACACCGUUUACGGCUGUCUGGAGUGCACGACCGGUGGCCAGAAAUACGUCCGGCUGCACGUCGUGCCCUGUUUCGACCUCUGGCACAAAACGCUGAGGUGA
Messenger RNA from Cyclopterus lumpus (lumpfish), 1032 nucleotides. It is a transcript of the gene pjvk, whose product is annotated as pejvakin. Gene Ontology annotation, biological process: programmed cell death. The record is from RefSeq and is a predicted model, not a curated record. Gene Ontology annotation, cellular component: cytoplasm. Lineage: Eukaryota; Metazoa; Chordata; Actinopteri; Perciformes; Cyclopteridae.